AUGUCUUCAUCAACACAACACCACCAAUCAAGUCGCUCGUCAGAAUGGACGGAAGAAAUGCGCGAUAAACAAGCUCGCGGAAAGAAUCCAUACAGCGAGGAAAGCGACGUGAGCGAUGCCGAACCAAGGCGCCUUGGACCGCGGUAUCGUUCUCCCGCUUCACUGUCUUUUGGCACCGAAACUGAUUCCUACAGCCAAAUUUAUGAAACACACAUGGAGAGGGAACGAAGAGGAGAAGCUAUGUACAUUCUGGAUAACCCUGCGGCUCUCAUGGCACAUGCGCAAGCCAGCGGCGACAGUAUCGCUGGUCAACGCCUCCGAUUUAUGCGCCAAUUAUGUGGUUUCGACGAUAAGCACGACGAUACCACUGUAACAAAUGUUACUCUUGGUAAUCCCAUUUCGGUGUAA
Fusarium redolens is the source of this 408-nucleotide messenger RNA. RefSeq lists its product as uncharacterized. Bases 1 to 408 code for a protein of 135 amino acids. The record is from RefSeq and is a predicted model, not a curated record. The transcript is spliced from 3 exons. Lineage: Eukaryota; Fungi; Ascomycota; Sordariomycetes; Hypocreales; Nectriaceae.